Molecule: messenger RNA, 907 nt
Organism: Loxodonta africana (African savanna elephant)
Lineage: Eukaryota; Metazoa; Chordata; Mammalia; Proboscidea; Elephantidae
Product: olfactory receptor 6C2-like
Exons: 1
Coding region: 35-907 (290 amino acids)
Biological process (GO): G protein-coupled receptor signaling pathway
Cellular component (GO): membrane
Molecular function (GO): G protein-coupled receptor activity; olfactory receptor activity
Source: RefSeq, a predicted model, not a curated record
AGAGCCAAUCGCUCUUGACCUGACACAGGUAGUGAUGAGAAAUCAUACCGCCAUAACAACAUUCAUCCUGCUGGGGCUGACAGAUGACCCAAUUCUACAGAUUGUGCUUUUGAUAUUUUUAUUUCUCACCUACAUUUUGAGUGUAACUGGGAACCUGACAAUUAUCACCCUCACACUUUUAGAUUCUCACCUUAAGACUCCCAUGUAUUUUUUCCUCCGAAAUUUCUCUUUCUUGGAAGUGUCAUUCACCACUGUCUGUGUGCCCAGAUUUCUGUACACCCUGGCAACUGGAGAUAAAACGAUUACCUAUAAUGCUUGUGCCACACAGAUGUUUUUUGUUGUCCUCUUUGGAGCCACCGAAUUUUUUCUCCUUGCUGCCAUGUCCUAUGAUCGCUAUGUGGCCAUCUGUAAGCCCCUGCAUUACACAACCAUCAUGAACAGUAAGGUCUGCACUACCCUUCUUCUCUGCUCCUGGUUUGCUGGCCUGUUGAUCAUCCUCCUACCUUUUAGUAUGGGUCUCCAGCUGGAAUUCUGUGACUCAAAUCUCAUUGAUAGUUUUGGCUGUGAUACGUAUCCUGUUUUACAGAUAUCCUGCUCAGACACAACGCUUAUAGAAAAAAAUGCCUUGGGUUUUGCCGUGGUAACACUAAUUAUUACCCUAAUUGGUGUGGUUCUUUCAUACACAUACAUUGUCAAGACCAUUCUAAAAUUCCUUUCUGCCCAACAAAGAAAAAAGGCCUUUUCUACACAUUCUUCUCACAUGAUUGUGGUUUCCAUGACCUAUGGCAGCUGCAUCUUCAUCUACAUCAAGCCUUCAGCAAAGGAAGGAGUGGCCCUUAAUAAGAUGGUGUCAAUGCUAGCCACUUCUGUUGCCCCUUUGCUUAACCCAUUCAUUUAUACACUUUGA